CGGAUAGAGAACUGUUAGUUCCAUCUUCAUAUUCAAUAGCACGCUUAUCCGAUUAAAAACGCCUUAGAAAUACGCAAAAUACUAAGAAACUUUGUGCAAGUGGCUGGUAUUACCCCAUCUGACUCUACAUAUGGGACUACUAAGUUGAACAAACUUAGUAGAAAUAUAUAAGUUUAGUUUAUAAGUGUAUAACGAUUGAUAUUGUGGUCUUUAUAUACAAGUGGUCAAUGCAAAAGAAAAGGGUAACUGGUUUGCCCAAGUACUUGGCUGAAGCAAGUCAACUAACGACACUUGACAAGUUCUUGAUCAAGUACUUGCCAAGUGCUUAACUUGUCACGUACUUCCCAAAUACUCAUCGAGUAAUCAAGUACUUGUACCAAAUACAUUCACUAACUACACUAGAAAAUUUACAAUACAAACAAAACAUUUAAUAAAUCUUUUUUGACUAGAACGCACUAUAAUACCAUUAAUUAUAAUAAUAAUUCUCUACUCAUUAUUGCUCUUUAUUAAACAAAAAGUUCUGUGUCUCGUACAUAUCCGUCAUUUCGGAGACAUACAGAUUGUCUGUCGAUCUCGAAUUACUAGAUAGAGUAAUUUUAAACUUUUGGAAAGAGUUAUUUUUAGUUUGUACUACGGACGUAUGUGCUCGAUACCGCUUGUCUCAGUGACAGCUCUAAUAGUUGAAUGUAAAUUGGUCAAAAUUCAGAUAAAAAACCCAACUGAAAUUGUGGAUAAGUUUUUCAAUUAGCUACAAGAAUCAGAACUAGCAAUAUGAUACUUGUCUUUUAGUCAUGUGCAGAGUACACGAUGUUUGCUGAGAUUUGAAUACCGUAAUUGUUUCUUUCUUUUCUAUUCUGUUUCUAGGUUAAAGAGCGUGUGCAGAAGAAAAAUGACCGAACGAUCGAGCUGGAUGAGCUAAAACAAGAAAUAAAUCUUGAUGAGCAUAAAAUUUCACUGACUGAGCUGUACAGAAGAUAUGAUAGCAAUCCUGUACAGGGUUUAACGGAUGAACGUGCCGCUGAAUUACUUCUUCGCGAUGGUCCAAAUGCUUUAACACCACCAAAAACAACACCGGAAAUUGUUCGUUUUGCCAGAAAUAUGUUUGGUGGAUUUGCAAUGCUAUUAUGGAUUGGAUCGAUACUAUGUUUUAUUGCACAUACUCUGGAAGUGAUGACGUUGGAAGAUGCACAUUAUGAUAAUUUAUGGCUCGGUAUUGCAUUAGCAACUGUCAUCUUUAUCACGGGUUGUUUUUCCUAUUAUCAACAAGCAAAAAGUUCAAGAAUAAUGGAAUCAUUCAAACAUUUGAUUCCACAGGCAGAUAUUGUCGAAGUCAAGAUUGGUGAUCGUAUUCCAGGUGAUAUUCGAAUUAUUCGUGCACACGGUUUGAAAGUUGAUAAUUCAUCGUUAACGGGAGAAUCUGAACCACAACCAAGAGGAACAGAAUACACCACAGAUGAUAUUUUAGAUACAAGAAAUUUAGCAUUCUUUAGUACAUUUGCCGUUGAAGGCUCAUGUAUAGGACUUGUGAUUCGUACAGGAGAUCGAACAUUUAUGGGAAGAAUAGCCAAUUUAGCAGCUGCUUUGGAAAAAGGUCAAACUCCCAUAGCUCAAGAAAUCAAUCAUUUUAUUCAUAUAAUAACUACAAUUGCUGUUGUUAUCGGCAUAUUUUUUGCCAUAUGUUCGCUACUACUUGGAUACACAUGGAUUGAAGCAGUGGUCUUUUUGAUCAGUGUUAUUGUGGCUAAAGUGCCGGAAGGGCUUUUGGCUACAGUAACGGUUUGUUUAACGUUAACCGCAAAGCGAAUGGCACGAAAAAAUUGUUUAGUAAAAAACUUGGAAGCUGUUGAAACACUUGGUUCAACAACAACGAUAUGUACAGAUAAAACUGGUACAUUAACACAAAAUCGUAUGACGGUAGCACAUAUGUGGUUUGAUAAUGCAAUUUCGGAUGCUGAUAUUGGCUCACUUGAACGAAAUGCUGCUUAUGAUAAGUCAAAUCCUGGUUGGCUUGCAUUAUCUCGCUGUGCAAUGCUCUGUAGUCGAGCAGAUUUUAAAGAAUAUCCAGAGAAUAUCCAGAAACCUAUUCCACAAAGAGAAUGUAAUGGUGAUGCGUCAGAAACGGCUCUGUUGAAAUGUUGCGAGCAAUCGUUGUCGAUUCAUGAAACAAACGAUAGAGAUGAACGAUAUUUGGUGGUCAUGAAAGGAGCUCCAGAAAAGGUAUUAGACAGAUGUUCAACGAUAUUUAUUGAUGGACUUGAGAUACCAUUAAAUGACUACUGGAAAAAACAAUUGAACAAUGCUUACAAAGAGUUAGGUAGUAUUGGUGAACGUGUAUUAGGCUUUGCUGAUUUGCGUUUAUCUUAUCAUGAUUACCCACGUGGUUUUCCUUUCGAUUGUGAUUCGAUUAAUUUUCAUGUUAAUGCCAAAUUCCAAGCAUUCAAUUUUCCCACAAAAGAUUAUCGAUUUUUAGGUCUUAUAUCCAUGAUAGAUCCCCCACGAGCUAAUGUUUCAGCAGCCGUAGCAAGAUGUCGAUCAGCUGGCAUAAAAAUAAUAAUGAUUACUGGUGAUAGUCCCAUAACAGCAAAAGCCAUCGCGCGAGCAGUGGGUGUUAUAUCAGAGACAAGUGAAACACGAGAAGAUUUAGCGGAACGUUUACAUAUCCCGUUGACUUAUGUCCCUGAAAAUGAUGUUAACGCUUGUGUAGUUCACGGAAAUGAUCUCAAAUUUAUGACUAACGAAGAAAUAGAUUCACUAUUAGCUAAUCACGAGGAAAUUGUAUUUGCGAGAACUAGUCCACAGCAGAAGCUGAUGAUUGUGGAAGGCUGCCAGCGAUUGGGACAUAUAGUUGCAGUCACAGGCGAUGGCGUCAAUGAUUCACCAGCGUUGAAAAAAGCCGAUAUUGGUAUUGCAAUGGGCUUGGCCGGGAAUGAUGUUAGUAAACAAGCUGCCGAUAUGAUUUUGUUAGAUGAUAAUUUUGCGUCAAUAGUCACGGGAGUCGAAGAAGGACGAUUGAUAUUUGAUAAUUUAAAGAAAUCAAUCUGUUAUACCUUAUCAUCGAAAAUUCCCGAAUUAGUUCCAUUUUUGUUCUACAUGAUAUUUGAUAUUCCACUUCCAUUAGGUACGAUAGCCAUUUUAUGUAUUGAUUUGGGUACGGAUAUGCUUCCAGCUAUUUCGUUGGCGUAUGAAAGAGCUGAAUUAGAUAUUAUGAAGAGACCACCAAGAAAUUCAAAAAGAGAUCGACUUGUUAAUGAUCGUUUGAUUUCAAUGAGUUAUGGUCAGUUAGGGAUGAUUCAGGCUGGUGCUGGAUUUUUUGUGUAUACUGUUGUUAUGGCUGAGAAUGGAUUUUUUCCAUCACGUUUACUUGGACUAAGAAAAUCCUGGGAUUCAAGAUAUAUAAACGAUUUACAAGAUUCGUACGGACAGGAAUGGACAUAUGAACAACGAAAAGCCUUGGAAGAUACUUGUCACACAGCAUUUUUUGUGGCUGUUGUUAUUGUUCAAUGGACAGUUUUAAUGUGUUGCAAAACAAGACGAAAUUCGUUAUUUCAACAAGGAAUGACGUGCGUUAUCGACAUUCAUCGUGUUGCUAAAGUAAUGUGCUCUAUUUAUUCUAGAAAUCCUGUUUUAAAUGUCAGUCUAAUAUUUGAAACUGUAUUAGCUGCUGCCAUAUCUUAUACGCCAUAUUUAAAUCGAGGGCUUAUGAUGUAUCCACUUAAAUUUCAUUGGUGGUUAGCUCCAUUACCAUUCACUUUACUUCUGCUUAUUUAUGACGAAUGGCGAAAAUGGGAGACAUGGAAAGGUUUAGAGAAAAGCGCUCAGAUAAGAAGAAAAAUCCCAAGACGGAACCAAGAGAACGAAUAUCUAUUUCAUAAAUCAUUUUCUAUCAGUAAGCAGUCAACGCAAACGUUAGAUAGAAAAAAUCAAUCAGGCGAAAUUUCUAUCGCGCCUUCCAUUUCGCCUCACUUACGAUCAGCUCAACUACAAACUGGUAUGCCACAUCAGAUGAAGGAUGUUGUAAUGGCCCAAGUUCAACAGGAUGAAUUUAAUCAACAUAUGAUGAAUAUGCACAAUCAUCAUCACACUAUGCAUCAGUAUAGAGAACAAGAAUUACAUCACGCAUAUCAACAUGUUCAUGAAUUUAAUGAAAACGAUGAUGAAGCUUACAUUGCACGAUUAAUCGAUACUGAUCCAUAUUUUGCUACAGCUAUACAAGAUUUCUGCGUGUCUCACGGUAUAUGGCAGCCGAAAUUAAGAUGCAGAUAUUUAGAAUCAAAAAGAUAUGCUCCUCAACAACACGGGUAUCCAAAUUUUUUUCCAACACCAUGGCCAGUUUUCCAGCCACAUCAAGAAUAUCAUCCUCCUGUUUCUACGAAUCCGUAUCCGCCUCCUUCGUCUUACAGUCCACCUAUACCGCAGCCGCAACCAAAACCAGUAAAUCCUUUAGCAAACAUUCCCUUGAAUGAACCAGGUCGUGUCGUUUAUCAAAAUGUUGUGGAUACACUAAAAGGUGUUUUUAGCAAACGAGACCCAGCUCAACAAGAUCAAUCAUUGAAACCAAGCGAAAUUGCACCAGGUAUUCGUAAGAUUUAUACUAAACGACCAAGGUAUCUUCGAUCGCCUUUAUCACAAGAACGACGUUCAUCCGUUAUCAACACGCCACCAAUUCUUUCCUUAAAUCAACAACAACGACGAAGAUCAUCAACUUUAUCACAAAUUUCUAACGGCGCACGACCCCCUAUCUCUCGACGCCAAUCAAUAGAUAGAAAUCUCCUUCCUCACAAUGGACAGAUUCAACAAACACUACCUGCUUCUUCAAUCCCAUCGGCUCCACCUUUUCCAUCCUCCAACGUCCCAUCUGCUUCAUCGUACCAGCCAUUAUACCGUUUCAACUCAUCAACAAAUCAACCAUCUCCACUCUCUCAUUCAAGAAAUUCAAUCGAUGGCAGUAAAAAUAUAACAACAAAUAUAGUUCCACCCAAUCGAAGACCAAUAUCAGGUGCAACCUCGAAUGCGCAGUUCGAACCGAAAUCAUAUAACAUGCGUCCUGAACGAAAUGUAUGGCCGAGACAACAGGCAUGA
Didymodactylos carnosus is the source of this 5079-nucleotide messenger RNA. The record is from the annotation of a GenBank genome assembly. Lineage: Eukaryota; Metazoa; Rotifera; Eurotatoria; Philodinida; Philodinidae.